AUGCACAUCAACGUCUCCGGUGCACGACCCGAACACACAAUUAAUGGUUUAGAGGUUGAUGUCGAAGAAGGUGUUGAGGGCCUGCGCCGCCGCAUAGGAGAGCGACUCGGGGCUCCGCCGGAGCAGCUACGCCUCAUCCACAUGGGCCAGCUUAUCGAUGGAUCACGCCCUUUAAGCUCCUUCCUGCAAGAUGGCACUACUGUCCAUGUAGUGGUUUCGCCAGGGGCCGCAAAUAAUAACACCAGUGGUGAUGCUCGACGUGGAGUGAGUGGGGGGAUGGAUAUCACCGCAAGCAUCAUGUCCCCGACAGGUCUCACUGAGUUCUUAACAAAUAUCAUACCGGAUAUACGGAAUGCUUCCACUGGGAACGCGCGCGACGGUGUGCCCGUAAUGAUGUCAAUUGCUCGGACAAUGCUUCCCGCAGCUGUUCAGGCCUUUAGUCGUUUUGAAGGGACCCAAACUCCGCAACAAACUCGAACUCAAUCCCAAAAUCAAACUCAGCAAUCCCAGCAGCCACAGGAAGAACCUCAGGCAGGACAGCAACAUAUGCAGACACACCACCAAUCGACUCGUGUUCUCAUUGGCCGCAACUCUUCCACUCCAGAGCCGACAUCCCUCCAUAUUCAUCUGCACGUGACGACGAACGAUCUUGACGAGCUGCCGGAUCGUCUCGAACGGUUGGGGAGACGUAUUUAUCUUCCGUCGUUGAGUGUAAGCACACACGUCGAGCCGACAUCCGAAAUCAGUGGGAACCAUCGUUCUUCCGAACACAACGCAGGUCGAACGGCGGACGCCGCUGCACCACACAGCAACGAAAACAACACAACCGAAGCUGACGAAGACGAAAUUGUAAGCGAUGGCUUGAUCCUCAGCCUCCUUGGCCAACUGGCCUCCACAACCAGGGGGAAUCCACCCAACGAUGGUGAGUUCGGGACCCACGGGCUCGGUAACCUUCUAAUCCGGUCGAUGAUACGGGAAAAUCCCACUGCUUUCUUGGGUAUCUGCGUCGGGAACUGGGAGAGCUUUGCCCACUUCCAAUCGCGCAUUUCAGAAGUGACGACACAGUGGCUUGCAGCGGGGCGGCACGCUGGACCCGUUACUCCGGAGGAGCGCCAGCGACGCAUUGAGCAGGAGGCUGACAGGCUUGCUCGUCUCGUUGCGGAAAAUCUGGAGCUAGUGCGGGCUUUUGAACAGGAACGUCGACCUAAUAUCGAUGUAGCGGCUGAGUUGCGAAGGUUUGUUAUCUAUGCUCAUGAAACGGUUAUAGGAGCGAUCGUCAAUCCACAUGUGUCCGGAAGUGCGUGGGCCCAAGGCGUCCGAACGGCUCUUGUUUUCGCAGGUGGUAUCGCCAUGGAUCGCGCCUCCACGUGGUUUACGCGGGGGGCUGAGAGUUUGACUCGGCUUGCCGGCCUGGUUGCCAGCGCGGCCGUCCAGCAAUUCACUUCACUUGACCAAAGCACCGCGGAGCAGCUUGCCGCAAUAAUUGAUGGAACACUUCCCACUACUCUCCUUGAACUUCAGCAAGAAUACCAGUCCUUACCUCGGCCAGAGGGUGAGCCGGGCAUUUUUAACGAGACUGCAUCCGUAACCACAACAUCCGAGGGUGCCAAUGCAAACGAACUUCUGGACAUUUGCUUGGAGGAGUUCUGUGAAGGGGGACCGGAUGACUCCUCACAAGCGGUCCCUGACGUUCCGCCAGAUGGUUAUGCCGGAGAACUGGAAGGGGCUCUGCGGGCCCUCGGAACACUCCCCGAUGACGCUGCCGAAGACAUGAUGAACCGCGCUCAGCGCUUUUGCCACGAGGCCCCCACCGGCCGAACGGGUGAAAGAUCAUCCAUGUGGAAGCAACUGGAGAGGAGGUGA
Molecule: messenger RNA, 1863 nt
Organism: Trypanosoma brucei brucei TREU927
Lineage: Eukaryota; Euglenozoa; Kinetoplastea; Trypanosomatida; Trypanosomatidae
Product: ubiquitin-like protein, putative
Exons: 1
Coding region: 1-1863 (620 amino acids)
Biological process (GO): ubiquitin-dependent protein catabolic process
Cellular component (GO): cytosol
Molecular function (GO): polyubiquitin modification-dependent protein binding
Source: RefSeq, a predicted model, not a curated record